GCCUCCUCCUCCUCCACCGAUUAAUCUUCGCUUGCUGCCGCAGUGGCUGUAAUCCGCUGUAGAAAAGUAAGGGUAAUGAGUUGUGAGUUGCCUCAAAGCUAGCGUGAUUGAAACCUUCAACUGAAGUUCAUGUCAGUUGAUUGAUAAAUAUAGACAUCACGAGGCUAAUAGGCCGUAAUCAUGGAAUCACGCAACUCCAAAAUGACCUGUCUCAGCUGUUUUGAUGUGGUCAAAACGGUUGCAUUUGCCUGUUGCAAGUCGUAUGCGAAUGUGCAUUUGACGCUGGAGAUUGACAUCGAUGUGGCUGCCACUCCUACUGUUUUGUCUCCUUGUGGUGGUCGCUCUGCUAAUUGCCAAAUGGCAGGGCAACCACUGGCGACGGUUGGGCCUAGAGGGACCCUUUGGCUGGCCAUUUGUGGGCAAUAUGUUGGACUUUGCUUUGGGAAGGUGGUCUUACGGUGAAGUCUAUGAGGAGAUCUACAGACUCAAUCCCGACCUGAAAUAUGUGGCUUUCUAUCGCUUGUUCAACGAACCCGCCAUUCUGGUACGUGACCAGGAGUUACUGCGUCAGAUCUUGGUGGGCAGCAACUUCACCGACUGUGCUGAUAAUGCUCUUCAUGUGGACCAACAUCGUGAUGUCCUGGCUAGCCAUAAUCCCUUCAUCGCCACUGGUGACCGCUGGCGCAUUUUGAGAGGCGACCUUGUCCCCCUCUUCACGCCAAGUCGUGUCCGUCAGACCUUGCCACAUUUGGCACGAGCUUGCCAGUUGCUUAGGGAACAAGUGCCGCAGGAACGGUUUGAAGCCAAGGAGUUGGCCACUCGCUAUACCCUUCAGGUGGUUGCCUCCGUGGUCUUUGGCCUGGAUGCCCAUUGCCUGAGCAGCCGGAAAGUGGGUGAGACUCCAAGUCGCUGGCUUGAAUGGCUGGCUCCACUUUUCCAGCCCAGUUCUUGGAGUUUGCUGGAGACCAUUGCAUUGCUGCACUCACCUCGUUUGGCUUGGAUCAUAGGCCACAGAUAUGUUCCCCUUCCUCUGCAGCAUUGGUUCAGGGAUUUGGUGGAAGCCAGAAGUGGCGCAGACAAUCUCCUGCAAUGGCUGGCGGAUAGCAAAAGGACUUUGACAAAGGAUGAGCUAACUGGUCAUGCCACCACUCUUCUUCUGGAGGGCUAUGAAACCUCAGCCAUGCUACUAGCAUUUGUUCUUUACGAAUUGGCCAUUAACGAGGAUAAACAGCGACGUCUUCACAUGGAACUGGAUGAGGUGGCUCAGCGUCAUGAUGGCUCGUUACUAAAUCAAGCUGCUCUGGCUGAACUUCGCUAUACUGAAGCUGCACUGCUUGAGGCACUGCGUCUGCAUCCAGCCAUGCAGGCUCUCCAGAAGCUCUGCACGAAAUCCUUUACUCUGCCAUCUCAGAAAUCUGGAACUGGUCAGGAAUUCAAAGUGGAUUUGGGCACUGUUCUGGUUCUGCCUGUUCAGGCUAUUCAUCUUGAUCCUGACUUGUAUCCCGAACCUAAUCAGUUUCGUCCAGAACGCUUUUUCAAUCAGCCACCUUUGGGCUGCAGAUUUUUGGGUUUCGGCGCUGGUCCCAGAAUGUGUCCAGGAAUGCGACUUGGCUUGCUUCAGACGAAGGCUGCUUUGGCUACACUCCUGCAGGAUCACAGCGUCUUGCUAGCGGAUAGGGAUCGCAUGGAGGUGGAGGUAUCUCCUUGUACUUUCCUGACUGCCAGCAAAAAGGGUAUCUGGCUGAGGUUGAUGAAAAGGGUAACUUAAUAGGAAAGAGGUUUUGAACUUCGAUUUAUCAAGGAAUCUAUCAAGUUUGGACUUUAUGAAGAAAAGGUUUAAUAUUUAAGGAAUAUUACCUUAAAGUUAAUUAAAAAAGUAAUAAGAACCAAA
This is a messenger RNA of Drosophila eugracilis, 1891 nucleotides long. RefSeq names its product probable cytochrome P450 308a1 (gene Cyp308a1). NCBI's taxonomy places the organism in Eukaryota, Metazoa, Arthropoda, Insecta, Diptera, Drosophilidae. The transcript is spliced from 5 exons. The coding region runs from base 299 to 1768 and encodes 489 amino acids. The record is from RefSeq and is a predicted model, not a curated record. Gene Ontology annotation, molecular function: iron ion binding; monooxygenase activity; heme binding.